Messenger RNA from Nerophis lumbriciformis (worm pipefish), 951 nucleotides. Lineage: Eukaryota; Metazoa; Chordata; Actinopteri; Syngnathiformes; Syngnathidae. The record is from RefSeq and is a predicted model, not a curated record.
AUGGUACCCCCACCUCCUACCAACAAGCCACACGUGUGCCUGUCCACCAUCCUUAUCAUGAGCAGCAUGGCGCUAAUCGAUGCCUACCUGGUGGAGCAGAACCACGGCCCGCGAAAGAUUGGCAUCUGCAUCAUGGUGAUGGUGGGAGACAUCUGCUUUCUGAUUGUCCUGCGCUACGUGGCCGUGUGGGUGGGGGCUGAGGUGCGCACGGCCAAGCGAGGGUACGCCAUGAUCCUUUGGUUUCUCUACAUCUUUGUGCUGGAGAUCAAGGUGUACUUUGUGUAUCAGAACUAUAAGGCUGACAGGAAGAGCCUUGACGCUCUUGCCAGGAAGGCACUAACACUGCUGCUCUCCAUCUGCAUUCCAGUGCUCUUUGUGGUGCUGGUGGCGAUUGACCACAUGGAGUAUGUGCGUGCCUUCAAGAAGCGAGAGGAGAUCCGCAAUCGGCUCUUCUGGGUAGUGGUGGACUUGCUUGACAUUCUGGACAUUCAAGCCAAUCUGUGGGAGCCCCAGAAGAAGGGCCUCCCUCUGUGGGCAGAAGGCUUAAUGUUUUUUUACUGCUACAUACUCCUCCUCGUGCUACCCUGUGUGUCUUUGAGUGAGAUCAGCAUGCAAGGUAUCAACAUUGUGCCCCAUAAAAUGCUUUUGUACCCAAUCCUCAGCCUGGUGACUAUCAACAUCAUCACACUCUUUAUCCGUGGUGGCAACAUGAUUUUGUACAGGGACGCGAGGGUGUCGGGAAUACUAAUAGGAAAGAACAUACUGGCCAUCAUUAUAAAGACCUGCAGUUUUGUUCAGUACAGGAGACAGUUACAGAGUGCCCCUCCUGCUUUUGGGGUUGAGCUGCAGAAAAACUCAUUGGCCCAUGCCCGCCCUGCCCCCACCCCUACCCAGGCAGUUAUCCAGGAGCAGACACCCCUGCCCGAGGUGACAACAUGCGAGCACACGUGA